Molecule: messenger RNA, 1800 nt
Organism: Elaeis guineensis (African oil palm)
Lineage: Eukaryota; Viridiplantae; Streptophyta; Magnoliopsida; Arecales; Arecaceae
Product: aspartyl protease family protein At5g10770
Biological process (GO): proteolysis
Molecular function (GO): aspartic-type endopeptidase activity
Source: RefSeq, a predicted model, not a curated record
GAUUGGAAGGACAAGAGACAAAUGGAGUCCCCAUGUGUAAUAAAACCAACCCUUGGUGGACCCAUGAGUUUGAGUCAUUAUUGGGGUUGGUAGGCCCUGCGGUCCGGUGGUGCGAAGGAAACGACCAAAUGCAACAUGAAGUGGGUGGAGUGACCAGGGGGAGAGAGAAGUGGAUUUCUUCUAAUCUUGGAGCACCAAACGUCCAAGCGUGCAGACAAGCAAAUUCGAAUAUAUAAAUAUCCGCUAGCCUGGCGUCUAUAUCUUCGACAUCUUCCCUUCUCCACCUCUUCACUCUUCUGUAAUGGCUUCUCUUUCCUCUGCCUUGUGUUAUUUGUAUUUCCUCUUCCUAUUUCUCGCACUUGUUUGUGAAUGCUCGCGAGGAAAAUUUGAAGCCUAUCAUACUAUCGAUAUUCAGACUUUGCUGCCACGCGACGUUUGCUCCUCAACUGAAGCUUCGCCGAGACCGAGUCGAGCGAGUUUGAAAGUCGUUCACCGGCACGGCCCAUGCUCGCCUCUCCAUCUCAAACAAAGCCCCGACCACAAGCAAAUACUCGACAGGGAUCAAUCUCGAGUCAACGCAAUCCACACUCGAACCACAGCCAGUACUCUGCAAGCCAACGCCGCCAAUUCUAUCCCAGCCCACACCGGCGACUCUCUCGGCACCGGCAAUUACGUCGUCACCGUCGGCUUCGGCACCCCCAGGAGGGACCAGUCCGUGAUCUUUGACACCGGCAGCGACGUCACAUGGAUCCAAUGCCGGCCAUGUCCUUCUUGCUACCAGCAACGAGAGCCACUGUUCGACCCCUCCCACUCCUCCACCUACGCCAACAUUUCUUGUAGCUCCUCCUACUGUUCCGAUCUGGACCUCUCCAGUUGCACCUCCUCAACUUGCGUCUAUGGGGUACAAUAUGGCGAUAACUCCUACACCACAGGAUUCUGGGCCCAGGAUACCCUCACCUUGACGUCCUCCCAGGUGCUGCCAAAUUUCCGGUUCGGGUGCGGCGAGAACAACGAUGGCCUCUUCGGCGAGGCCACCGGGCUACUUGGCCUCGGCCGCGAGAAGGUGUCCAUAGUGUCGCAGGCGUUUCAAAAAUUUGGCGGCGUUUUCUCCUACUGCCUCCCAUCCACCUCGAGUUCCACCGGCUACUUGACUUUUGGCGGCGGUUCCAUAUCCUCCAAUGUGAAGUUCACACCGAUGCUGACGGAUCCAACGACACCAUCAUACUACUACCUUGAUCUUGUAGCCAUAUAUGUCGGUGGGCAGCGGCUCUCGAUAUCGCCGACGGUGUUCUCCGAUGCCGGGACGAUUAUAGACUCCGGGACGGUCAUCAGCAGGCUCCCGCCUGCGGCCUACUCUGCCCUCCGAUCGGCAUUCCGGCAAUUGAUGUCGAGAUACAAGUCGGCGCCGGCACUUGAGAUACUGGAUACAUGCUAUGACUUCAGCGGAUACAGUCAGGUCAGUAUACCAACGGUGGCGUUGCAGUUCGGCGGUGGGAUCACCACCAUUUUGGAUGGCUCGGGAAUACUCUACGUGGCAAGCCAGUCGCAGGCUUGCCUUGCAUUCGCCGGAAAUAGUGAUGCCAAUGAUGUGGGCAUCAUAGGGAAUGUGCAACAGAGGAAGUUCAAUGUAGUCUAUGAUGUCUCAAAGAAGGCAAUUGGAUUUAGUCCAAAUGGUUGUUAGUUUGAAAAUCUGGUACAUUAAGUUCUCAAUUGUAAUAAGACAACCGGUUAACUAAAUGACUGGAAGAUGCAAGGAUCACAAAGGAUUUAUUAAAGAAUAAAAGCAAAAGUGGGUUUCAA